ACAGCCGGAAGUUUCUGUCCGUGGGUUCGCCGAGCGAGAUAAACUGAGACGUGGGUUGCCGCUGGAGUUCCCAGGUGUGGAUCCCGGAGACUGGUGAGGCAGGGAGGACGGUGCGACCGUCAGGGACACCCGCGCGGGGAGGCGGAGAACACAGGCGGAACCCAGGCCUGGUACUGAUCCUUGAUCUCGGGGGGUGCUCCCCCAUCUCUCAGGCGUGAUGGCUACGGGCGCGGAUGUACGGGACAUUCUAGAACUCGGUGGUCCAGAAGGAGAUGCAGCUUCUGGGACCAUCAGCAAGAAGGAUAUCAUCAACCCGGACAAGAAAAAGUCCAAGAAAUCCUCGGAGACGCUGACUUUCAAGAGGCCCGAGGGCAUGCACCGGGAGGUCUAUGCUUUGCUCUACUCUGACAAGAAGGAUGCACCCCCACUACUGCCGAGUGACACUGGUCAGGGGUAUCGCACAGUGAAGGCUAAAUUGGGAUCUAAGAAGGUUCGGCCGUGGAAGUGGAUGCCAUUUACCAACCCAGCUCGAAAGGAUGGCGCUAUGUUUUUCCACUGGCGACGAGCAGCAGAGGAGGGCAAAGACUACCCUUUUGCCAGGUUCAAUAAGACGGUGCAGGUGCCCGUGUACUCAGAGCAGGAGUACCAGCUCUACCUUCACGAUGACGCAUGGACUAAGGCAGAGACUGACCACCUCUUCGACCUCAGCCGCCGAUUUGAUCUGCGCUUUGUAGUUAUCCAUGAUCGGUAUGACCACCAGCAGUUCAAGAAACGUUCUGUAGAGGAUUUAAAAGAGAGGUACUACCAUAUUUGUGCCAAACUUGCCAACGUCAGGGCUGUGCCGGGCACAGAUCUCAAAAUACCAGUAUUUGAUGCUGGGCAUGAGAGACGGCGGAAGGAACAGUUGGAGCGGCUUUAUAACCGGACCCCAGAACAGGUGGCAGAGGAAGAGUACCUGCUACAGGAGCUUCGUAAGAUCGAGGCCCGGAAAAAAGAGCGGGAAAAACGCAGCCAAGACCUGCAGAAGCUGAUUACAGCAGCAGACACCACUGCAGAGCAGCGGCGCACAGAACGCAAGGCCCCCAAGAAAAAGCUACCCCAGAAGAAGGAGGCUGAGAAGCCGGCUGUUCCUGAGACUGCAGGCAUCAAGUUUCCAGAUUUUAAGUCGGCAGGUGUCACACUGCGGAGCCAGCGCAUGAAGCUGCCCAGCUCUGUGGGUCAGAAGAAGAUCAAGGCGCUGGAACAGAUGCUGCUGGAGCUUGGAGUAGAGCUGAGCCCCACCCCCACGGAGGAGCUGGUGCAUAUGUUCAACGAGUUGCGGAGUGACCUGGUGUUACUCUACGAGCUCAAGCAGGCCUGUGCCAACUGUGAAUAUGAGCUACAGAUGCUGCGGCACCGGCAUGAGGCCCUGGCUCGGGCAGGAGUGCUGGGGGGCCCUGCCACACCAGCAGUGGGACCAACCCCAGCCUCUGCUGAGCCAGCAGUGUCUGAAUCUGGACUUGGCCUUGACCCCACCAAGGACACCAUCAUUGAUGUAGUGGGUGCACCCCUCACACCCAAUUCGCGGAAACGACGGGAAUCCGCCUCCAGCUCAUCUUCUGUGAAGAAAGCCAAGAAACCAUGAAGGGGCCGCUAGGGUUGGGGUGUGGUGUAAACAGAGCUGUUACACUGAC
Molecule: messenger RNA, 1673 nt
Organism: Alexandromys fortis (reed vole)
Lineage: Eukaryota; Metazoa; Chordata; Mammalia; Rodentia; Cricetidae
Gene: Dmap1
Product: DNA methyltransferase 1 associated protein 1
Exons: 11
Coding region: 218-1624 (468 amino acids)
Biological process (GO): chromatin remodeling; negative regulation of transcription by RNA polymerase II; DNA repair
Cellular component (GO): nucleus; NuA4 histone acetyltransferase complex; Swr1 complex
Molecular function (GO): transcription corepressor activity
Source: RefSeq, a predicted model, not a curated record